Messenger RNA from Lasiosphaeria miniovina, 1702 nucleotides. RefSeq lists its product as uncharacterized. Lineage: Eukaryota; Fungi; Ascomycota; Sordariomycetes; Sordariales; Lasiosphaeriaceae. Bases 250 to 1650 code for a protein of 466 amino acids. The record is from RefSeq and is a predicted model, not a curated record. The transcript has a single exon.
GUGAGCUUUGGGGGGCCAACUUCAGUUCGGGCGCGCGUUGCGAAUGGCGUCAGGUUACACGCGAUGAAGGUGAGGGGACUUGGGGAGAAUGGUUCGGAAAAUUCUGGGUGGAUUUCUUGCAGGAGUGGAAGGCUGGUGCUUCUCGGGAGCCUUGCGUUCAGUUUUCGGGUGGUCUUAUGCGUGCCUUGGUCUCGGGAGAAGUUGGAAAGUCGGCCCUUGGCCCCCGCGCCUCAGCCUCUGUGAAGAUGGAUGGCUGCGAGUUGCCUACCAAAAUGCCCUGCGUGGCAGUGCCUGACUCGUCGCAGAGGCGACAGCACCCCCUCAUUUCCCUUUCUUUUCCAAGUUUCCCUCCACCCAUCACAGCUCUUCUCGUCUCCACAGCUCUUCUCGUCCCAACCUCCGUCGCUCGGCCAAAAGCCGCAUCCUUCCACAGCUUACAGCACGCCGACAACGUCUAUAAUGGACCCUCUCUCCGUUGCCGCGUCGGCCAUCGCCCUUGCCCAGGCCGUGGGGGCGAUCGGGGCUGGAAUCGACUCGCUAAAAACCCUACAAAACACGUCGGCAGAAUUCUGCGACAUGCUCAACGAGCUGUCCUCGCUCCGGGCGCUGCUCUAUCAGCUGCGAGGAACUAUGGAAGCCGCGGCCGAGCCUGGAUUCCUGCUCCCCCAGCGCGCCGUCGAGCCCGUAACCAAAAUUCAGCUAGAGCUCAGCCAAAUCGUCAACGAGAUUGAUGCUAUCUCCAGAGACAUCGCGCGCAAAAGCAAUGGUGUUAACAAAAAGGGCCAGCAAAAGAUAUCAGUGUUGCGAUGGCAGCCGAGGCGGCAAAGGCUUGUCGACCUGCGCGAGAAAGCAAGACGCUGCCGCGACAACCUGUCCGCCUGCAUCGACCUUCUCGGAUUCUCCCACCAGAUUCACCAAGGCCGGCUCCUGGUGGAAGUGCAUGGAAUCCUAGCAACAUCCACGAGCACUGUCGAGGGGGGCUUCGACAGGAUGCAGCAGAACCUAGAGCAACUAACCAAUCUUGUCGACCACCGGCUCAAUUCCGUCCACAGCCGGUUCGAUGCCCUGGAAUCACAGAUUACCCACGCCAGGCCAGAAGAUGCUUCGACGUACGUGGCCAGCCAGCCAUCUUCCGUGGUCCACAUUCAAACGUCUGUCCGCCAAAAGUGCAGCCUGUACUGCAAUUGCCAAUGCCACACGUCGUCUGCCGUCCGAACUCCACGCUGGGCGAGGUCUCUUGUCGGCUCGUUUUUCGUCCAAUACAACAGCAUUCCACUUUUUGAUCGGAGGACCUGCAACAUCUCUUCGUGUCGAUCAACCUCCCGGAAGUCCAUGACAAUGACCUACAGCUUCCCGAACUGGCUCAUCAGCCGCGCCAUAUGUGCCACUGCAGUCUGGGGGUCCCUAACAGACGCCGGUGCUUCACUACAUCUCCGAGUACCGAGGGUCAAAAACAUGCGGAAUGUCUGGGACGCUGUAUUUCUAAACCUUGUUGAUUGGUUGCGAGACAUGAUAGCCAGGAAAGAGCUUCUUUCCACAGAUAUCGACGAUAGGGGUGAAAGCAUAUUGAAUGAACGCGAACUCAAGUAUUUGAUGUCUUUGUUACAUUCUCAAUACACUCAUUCACUGGCGCACAAUGAUGAAAGCUAAUAAUCAUGACAUGUGAUCAAAUUCAUGUAGCUCUUGGUCUACAUGGACAGAU